UUUUUUCUUGUGUCUUCAGUCUAAUGGCGAACCGCAUGAUUUACUUCACGUUGGGACUUUAUCUGGUGAUAUGUUGUUACACCCACAAUGUCAUGGCAUAUGAUGCCGAUCCCUUGCAAGAUUUCUGCGUUGCAGACAAGCAAAACACAGUUAAAGUGAAUGGGUUCGUGUGCAAAGACCCAAUGAACGUUUCAGCGGAAGACUUCUUCUUUGCCGGACUCGCAAAACCAGGCAAUACAACGAACAAGGUGGGGUCCAACGUAACAGCGGCAAACGUUAUGCAGAUACCAGGGCUUAAUACGAUGGGUAUUUCAUUGGUUCGUAUCGACUACGCAGUGGGUGGAAUAAAUCCUCCUCACACACACCCAAGAGCCACUGAAGUGCUUUUUCUUAUGGAAGGUACGCUUUUUGUUGGGUUUAUUGAUACCGCUAACAAGUUUUUCUCCAAGACGUUGGAGAAGGGAGAUGUGUUUGUGUUUCCCAAGGCGCUUGUGCAUUUCCAGCAGAAUGUAGGGAAAGAAAAUGCAGUGGCCAUAGCUGGAUUGAGCAGCCAGCUUCCCGGAGUUCAGACAAUCGCCAAUACUCUGUUUGCGGCGAAUCCCCCCAUCCCGGAUUCCGUAUUGAGCAUAGCUUUCCGCAUCACCCAAAAGCUUGUAGAUUUAAUCAAGGCAAAAUUUGCGUAGAAUCAUGAUUGUGCGGUCUAUGAAAUAAACCAAAGAGGAAUGGACGUGG
Messenger RNA from Cryptomeria japonica (Japanese cedar), 732 nucleotides. Its product is annotated as germin-like protein 1-1. NCBI's taxonomy places the organism in Eukaryota, Viridiplantae, Streptophyta, Pinopsida, Cupressales, Cupressaceae. Gene Ontology annotation, molecular function: manganese ion binding. Bases 24 to 683 code for a protein of 219 amino acids. The transcript has 2 exons. The record is from RefSeq and is a predicted model, not a curated record. Gene Ontology annotation, cellular component: cell wall.